Megalopta genalis is the source of this 624-nucleotide messenger RNA. It is a transcript of the gene mRpL54, whose product is annotated as mitochondrial ribosomal protein L54. Gene Ontology annotation, molecular function: structural constituent of ribosome. Gene Ontology annotation, cellular component: mitochondrial large ribosomal subunit. The record is from RefSeq and is a predicted model, not a curated record. NCBI's taxonomy places the organism in Eukaryota, Metazoa, Arthropoda, Insecta, Hymenoptera, Halictidae.
GAAUUAACCGCGUAACGAUUUCAAGAUGGUUCUCUACCAUGUUUUACAUUUACUGUAACAGAUUCGUGUACAUAUCGUGUAUGUAAAUAUAAUUGGAACGUAUCAAAUAGUUAAUAUCAUUUUUUAUAUAAAUAUUAUAUAAAAUAUAACCACGUAUAUGGUGUGGAAGGAAACAUACAGAAAUUUAAUAAGUUCGUAUGUUCUUGAACGAUGUCCAUACUUUCGGCAUUGCGGUUAUUCCAAAUAAAGCAAAGCCUUAUUAUUCCUGUACAAUAUACAGUACAGGUAAAAAAUUAUGCAGCACCUCCCAAAAAGGUUAUUAAAAAAGUAUCCACAGUAGAGAAAGUUGCUCUUCCUGUUGAAAAGGAUGUCAACAAAUUGUUGACCUAUGUUUGUGGAACAAAUAUUUUGAAAGAAGGAGAAGAUAUUAAGAUAAAGCCUGAUUCUGAAUAUCCUGAUUGGUUGUGGAAUCUCAGAACUGAGCCUCUGAGAUUGGAAGAUUUAGAUCCAAAUACAAAGCGAUAUUGGAAGUUUUUACGAAAAGAAAACAUAAGACGAAAGAAUAGAUGGUGCAAGUACUAUGGAUUGCAUUAAAAUUUUAUGUAAUAUAUUGUUUGAAAAGUA